Molecule: messenger RNA, 2027 nt
Organism: Cimex lectularius (bed bug)
Lineage: Eukaryota; Metazoa; Arthropoda; Insecta; Hemiptera; Cimicidae
Product: G-protein coupled receptor Mth2-like
Exons: 7
Coding region: 478-1746 (422 amino acids)
Biological process (GO): cell surface receptor signaling pathway; G protein-coupled receptor signaling pathway
Cellular component (GO): membrane
Molecular function (GO): G protein-coupled receptor activity
Source: RefSeq, a predicted model, not a curated record
AAAUUAUUAAAAAAAUAAAAUUUGAACUAACUAAUUUAGUUCAGUUGGGUCUAUUAAGUAGAUAUCUAACGAACUUUUUUUCUCAACGCUGGUAGGCAAUAAGGAACUGUUAUAGAACUCAACGACAAAGUGGAAUAUGUCCUUCAGUUAUAAUUGCAAAGCAUACAUUCUUGCUGACUGAGAGGGUCAUAGGACUUGUGAUAAAAGUUCAGCACUUCUAACUGUAUAAGCCAAUGUAAGAUGUAAUAUUCAGGAUGUGUAAUAGACUGCCCCCUUAGAGAGAUAUUAUACUUCUAUUCUGUACUAAUAGCACACCAUUAAUCCUAAUACAUUAAUAAAUUCGAUUAAUAGGCUGGUUUCAGUAGACGAAUUUCUUCUAUAGUUUUAUUGUACAUCGCAAAACACUUCCUCCUGUGGGCUAAUGCGGAGCCAAAGCUUGUUAUUAGUUGUGUUGGUGUUUCAGACUCUGCACGUGUCAUGUUGGGUUAUACCAAUCUUCUUCAGAAUUCAGUCUACAGUUUCCGGUCAAGAAUCCUGACAGGAUUUGAAGUUUUUCUGGCUUCCUUUGAUGCAUUCUGUUGUUUCUUUCCAUGCACAAAUAAUCCAAGAUAUCGUCUGGAGCCUCAAUUAGAUAAAAAUGAUGAAUUUGUUUUAUUGGAUGAAGGCUAUCUCCAGAUACCGGCUCUUAGCGAUCCUCCUAUUCACCCUUCGGAGUAUUGUUUAGAGUCUUUUAAAAUGGAUGACGGUUCUGUUGCUGUGCUUCCGCUUAUCUGUUUUCCACAACCAGUAGUCGAACCGUUAUGGAAGACCAUAACGGACGUGAUAUAUCCAUUAGGCUGUAUUAUAUCAGUGCCUUUUCUUAUCAUGAUACUUUUUGUCUAUCUUGGGAUUUCGGAAUUAAAAGACACAUAUGGUAAAUUAGUGUCGUGUCAUUGCUUCUGCCUAGCUGUCGCAUACGCUACCCUUGGAAUUGUUCAUAUUUUUGGAAGUGAUCUUACUCAAGAAAUGUGCAUUGGUUUUGCAUAUAUAAUACAAUUUUCAUUUCUAUCAUGCUUUAUUUGGUUAAAUAUACUUUGUUUUCAUACUUGGAAGAGACUAACGAGAAAGGCCACACACAAUACAACUUCUUCAAGCUCUGAUAAAUGUGUGUUUUUCAAAUAUAAUUUAUUUGCCUGGGGUAUUCCAACCGCUAUUGUAGUAAUUACUGUAGUGAUGGACUAUACUCCUUCAAUUCCUUUAUCCUACUUAAAACCAAAUAUGGGAGUCAGCGCUUGUUGGUUCCAAGGAGACAAAUCAGUUAUUCCAUUCUUCUACGGUCCGAUUAUUUUAGUACUUAUAGGCAACACUGUAUAUUUUGUAUUGACAGCUAGAUUUCUUCACAAAAACAGAAAUAAAAAAAAUGGAACAAGCGAAAUACACCAUCUGUCUGAUGUAGUUAAUGCUGUUAUUAUAAACAGAAAAGAAAAAUUAUUUAUGCAAGUGCUUGUUUUAUUCUGUAUGAUGGGACUGAAUUGGAUCCUCGAGGUUUUGUCUUGGGCUAUUGGCAGUCCUUCUCAAUUCUGGAUAAUCACCGAUGUCCUAAACACCCUUCAAGGGCCUAUCUUGUUUUGGGUAUUCGUCUUAAAUGAUAUGAGAGUGCGGCAGUGCGCAAAGGCCAAAUAUUGCAAAUGCUGUUUACCAAAAAGUGAAACAACGCCAGAGGAAACGUUAAUGGUAGAAUUGCCCGAGGUUAUAAGGAGGGUGUAAAACACCAAAAACUAUUAUUUAUUUAUUUAUUUAAUUUAAUAUAACAUUUGUUGUAUUAAAUUAAAACUGACUAACCCAUUAAAUUAAUUUCUAAUUAAAGAAAUGCGAUCUAAAAGCAAAUGGUCAUGUUUUGCUAGUCUCAUAAUUGUAAAACAUUGGUAAAAAAUGUAUCGUUGAUCUAACUUAUAACAUAAUUUAAAGAAAUUUCUAAUAAACUUUAAAUAUUUAUUUAAAACUAUUAUAAAAAAAAUUUAAUGCAUGCUGCAAAAUAAGCAAAAUAA